AUGCUUCCCUUUGCACAAGUUGGAGGCCACGCCUCAACCAUCACCUCCACCGGAUCCAUCAUCAACAAGCCUUCCUCGGCGCGCGAGAAGGCGUUCUACACCCAGCUCGCUCCCUCGCUCCUGCCCGGGUUCAUUGGUGAAUGGACACCCGAAUUCUAUGGUACCCUGUCGCUGCAGGGUCAGAUGGGUCAGGAUGGACAGAUCACACCUGCUACUGAGGGCGAACUGGGUACGAAGCCCAAAGAGGUAAGUGGGCUACGCAAGUUGGAAGGCUCGUAGAGAGACGAGUGACAACGACGAGGUGCAUGUGGGGGGGGAAGGGGGUUCAGACACUGCUCCCGACGAAACCCGUUCCACUGACCUCUGAGCCUCGUCGGCACCCAUGUUGCACUGAUUCCUUGCGAUAGAUGCUCGUAUUAGAAAACAUAAUCUAUCGAUUCCUCAGACCCAAUGUCCUCGACAUCAAACUCGGCACCCAGCUCUACGACGAGGACGCGAGCGAGGAGAAGAAGCUCAGGAUGGACGAAGCCGCCAAGGCCACAACAAGUGCCGAGACCGGGGUCAGGUUGACUGGAUUCCAAGUCAGUCCCUUCAAAAAUGACCUCAUGAAUUGUCGAGGUGUCGCUUGUACGUCUACGUUCUGACCACUCGCUCGGCACUACUCCUCGGCGCACCCAAUGCUCGACACCGCCAGGUCUGGGAUGACGCUUCCAAAGCCUACGUCGUCACACCCAAAGACUUUGGCAAAGCCAUCACCGUCCCCGAACUCUCAAGUGGCAUUGCGCGCUUCUUCUAUCCACCCCUUGGGGCGGCCUACACACCACCGACUCCCGUCGUCUCGACCCACGCCGCCGCUGCGCCGAGGGCAGCCAUCGUCCCGACGCCUCUGCCGCUCGAGUUGCUGGUGCCCGUCUUGAACGGCGUGCUAGCGAGGCUACAAGAGCUACUGCGUAUUUUGGAUGUCACGGAGAUUAGGAUAAGAGGAGGAUCGUUGCUGUUGGUCAUCGAGGGUGAUGCGAAGGCCUUACGGGAAGCGGGCACGCGAUCGGAAGGAAGGUCCCCGUCGGCCCGCCCUUCAAAGCAGGACAGAGGGCGUGAAGGCGAUGUUGGCGACACGGAGGAAGAAGAGGACGAAAGCGAGACGGAAAGUGUUUCGACCACCGAUGGGGAAGGAAACGCCAAGGCACACACUCGGCUACCUUGGGACUUGCGACUAAUUGACUUUGCGCACGUGAGGGCUGCACCGGGGGAAGGCAAAGAUGAAGGAUUCCUCAAAGGGAUCAAGACAACGGUGAGGUUGAUCGAAGAUCUGAAAGAUCGGUUGGAGAUGGAGAUGGAAGAGACUACAACUCGGGACAUAUUGUAG
Microbotryum saponariae is the source of this 1366-nucleotide messenger RNA. The record is from the annotation of a GenBank genome assembly. Lineage: Eukaryota; Fungi; Basidiomycota; Microbotryomycetes; Microbotryales; Microbotryaceae.